GUCACCACCCGGUGCGGCUCGGCUCGCCUGUGGAAAUGUCGGUCGUGUAAGAGGGGGGGUGACUUUUUUUCUUUCUUUCUUUUUUUUUCUUUUUCCAUACAUUUAUAUCGAUUUUAUUUUAGACUCUCCUGUGAACACGGGGCAGAUUUAACACCCAUGUGAUGCGCUGAAGACGGACUGACCGAGCGGGUAUUAAUAGGCGGCAGAUUUUUUACCGAGCGCACACAGUAAACAUGGAAACCGUCCGACAAUCCGAGUGUUUACUGAAAUUUCCGGGUCGGAAAACAAUCCAAGGGAACAUAUCCCGACUAUAGGGCUUUAAAUCAUUUUAGAUACAAUCUGCAGGUUUUUAUUUUUAUUCAAUCCGACCCAGAUCCGAUCGGGAUUUUUUUUUUUUUUUGUAUAUAUUGUUUUUUAUAGAUAUUUUAUACUCCGUGCAUAUUUAUAUAAAAGCUGCGUUUUUAUUUAUUUCUUUGUUUUUACUUAAGAAAUCCUCAAAAGCACUAAAAUUUUUUUUAAUUAUUAUUAUUAUUACUAAAACAUAACUGAAAAAAAUCUGCAAACAUGAGAUCAUCUUUAGCUCCAGGAAUUCGAUUGAUCACAUCUUUCUCCAGAGACAGCUGGUACAGAGGCUUUAUCCUCCUCCUUACAUUCCUGUUCUACACAGCGUACCAUCUCUCACGCAAACCUAUCAGCAUUGUCAAGAGUCAGCUUCAUCGAAACUGCUCCUAUAUCGUUCGACCUCCUGACCUCAACAUCACAGACAAUUCCACCUGGUGUGACUGGGCUCCUUUCGACCGAGACAACUACCAGAACCUUUUUGGAUGGCUGGACAACUGUUUUCUCGUCGCCUACGCCAUCGGCAUGUUCUUCAGUGGCAUUUUUGGCGAGCGGCUGCCCCUGCGUUAUUACCUCACCAGCGGGAUGCUACUCAGCGGCCUUUUCACAACGCUCUUCGGCCUGGGUUUCUACUGGAACAUUCACUCCAUGUGGUACUACUGUUUAAUUCAGGUCCUGAAUGGGCUGGUUCAGACGACAGGUUGGCCGGCAGUGGUGGCUUGUGUCGGCAACUGGUUCGGAAAGGGGAAGCGAGGGUUCAUCAUGGGCGUGUGGAACUCGCACACCUCAGUGGGGAACAUCCUGGGCUCACUCAUUGCCGGAGCAUUCGUCUCAACUGCCUGGGGCAUGUCCUUCAUCGUGCCUGGCAUCAUCAUCGCCACUACAGGGGUCAUCUGUUUCUUCUUCCUGGUUGAGUAUCCAGAAGACGUGAACUGCAGCCCACCGCAGCACCAUGAGAAUCCAGAGCAUGAACCUUUGCUAAGAAACUCGUUAAAUAGCGAGGAGAUCUUCAACAAUCACGCAUCUGCAGUGGUGGAAGCUCAUGAUGAGGAAUCGGAGGCCAUUAGUUUCUUUGGAGCUCUCAGGAUACCGGGAGUGGUGGAGUUUUCCCUCUGCUUGCUUUUUGCUAAGCUUGUUAGCUAUACAUUCCUCUACUGGUUACCACUAUACAUCUCUAAUGUCGCCCAUUUUGAUCCUAAAUCAGCAGGGGACAUGUCUACACUUUUUGAUGUGGGGGGAAUUUUGGGCGGAAUCCUAGCUGGGCUUGUUUCAGACUACACCGGUGGGAGGGCUUCCACCUGCUGUGUCAUGCUAAUCGUUGCUGCUCCUAUGCUUUUCCUGUACAACCAAAUCGGACAGAACGGCGUGCCGACCACAAUCGGUAUGCUGCUGUUUUGUGGUGCUCUUGUGAACGGACCUUACGCCCUCAUCACCACGGCCGUGUCAGCUGACCUGGGAACCCAUGAGUGUCUAAGAGGAAACGCCCGGGCUCUGUCUACUGUAACAGCCAUUAUUGAUGGCACAGGAUCAAUAGGUGCUGCUAUCGGGCCUCUUCUGGCAGGAUUGAUCUCUCCAUCCGGCUGGAAUAACGUUUUCUACAUGCUCAUCACUGCUGAUGUAUUGGCCUGUGUGCUACUGUCCAGGCUGGUGUUUAAGGAGGUCCGAGGAUGGUGUACUACAAGACAGCGAGGGUUCAAAGAGAUCUGAGGUGCCUGCCGGACAAGUGAAUAUCACACCUGCAGCGGGAAAGCAGCGGCGGUGGUUUCGAAACAAAACCACGACCCGAUUUCCUGAUCUGUCACACAAAGCUGUUCGUUUUUUUUUUCUCAUUUUUUCAUUUGAAUGGGGGACACUUUUAUCCUUUCACACUCGCAACAAUAAGACUGAUGCUGUGAUGAAAUGAAAUGAUUGGUGUGAGGGGGAGACAAGCCCCUUUUUGAUGUACAGGAGAAAAAAAAAAAAAGAAGAAGAAGAAAAAAAUCAAGAGAGUGAAUCAGAGCUCCUCUAUUUGCACCCAAGCUGAUUUUAACUGAACCGUGUAUGAUAUUUUGUUGUUUUGUUUUAAUCAUUAAAAUGCUAGGGGUGCAUAUUUGCUUUAAUUUUAUGUCUCAAUGGUUACUCUAGACCUGGGACCAAACCCAACUGUCUGUCUCGGUCUCUCUCUCUCUCUAUCUCUCUCUCACACACACACUCACACACACACACGCAUGCAUAUACACUGUUGUUUUUUAAUUCGGGUGCAGCUCCUUAAGCACAUGAGUAUGCUCUCGAAAGCAACUGCCACCCACGUACAGCAGCACUAUAUGACAUUUACAUCUCACACACACACACACACAACACAAACACUAUUCUUCCAGUUACUCAGGCAUUCUCCCACUGAGAAUGGACUACAUUAUCGCUCGGGUGCUGCAGAGACGACCCAGAUUUCGUUGCACAAAUGAGUUUGACCCAGCUGUCCAACCUGACUCAUUAAUUAUAGACGUAAAUCCCAGGCUUUAUGUAAUAGAAUUUUCUUCAGAGACCAAGCACUUUUUUCGACUUCACUUGUGGAAGGUUUAAUGAAGCUAACAUUCACUUUGAAUUAACUGCAAAGUCGAUCAUUUAUUAACACCAAAGUUUGUACGGUUUGAUCGGUGCUUUAUUUAAAAGCUUGAAUGAUUAUCACUGUUUAUAAAUAAGAGAUAUGGUAUUUAUUCGUAUAAAAUGUGUGAGCCAGCUACAAUGACAACACGUUAAAAUCCUUCUCAAAGACAUGACACGGAAAGAUUUGAAAAUAAACAGUAUGCUGUGCGGUUUGAUAA
Messenger RNA from Clarias gariepinus (North African catfish), 3140 nucleotides. RefSeq names its product solute carrier family 37 member 2 (gene slc37a2). Gene Ontology annotation, cellular component: endoplasmic reticulum membrane. The transcript is spliced from 18 exons. The coding region runs from base 565 to 2046 and encodes 493 amino acids. Lineage: Eukaryota; Metazoa; Chordata; Actinopteri; Siluriformes; Clariidae. Gene Ontology annotation, molecular function: glucose 6-phosphate:phosphate antiporter activity. The record is from RefSeq and is a predicted model, not a curated record. Gene Ontology annotation, biological process: glucose-6-phosphate transport; phosphate ion transmembrane transport.